GUCUGUUAGAAUUCAAGAAAAUGUCUAAAGGAUGUUUAAGUUAUUUCAACAUCAUAUGUUUCAGGAAGAAGCAGAAUAAGAAACAACAGAAACCUGUGAAAGCAGAGGAUGUAGUUGAGCCGGUAGCACUAAAAGAUGAUGAAGAAGAAAGCCCGGAAAAGAAGAUGAUCAUCACAGGAACAUUUGGAUACAUCGAACCUGAAUAUCUCUCUACUAAUGCAUUUUCUCAGGGAAAACUUGAGGAAGGUGAUUCUGCUUCACCGUUGAAAAAUGAUUUCAACAAAGUGAAAACUUUUGAUUUACGAGGAGGGACAAAAACAAAGGAGAAGUGAGGACGGGGAUGAGACUUGAGAUGUGUAAUAUUCACCAUGUUCAACAUAUUUCAGGGUCUGCAUUACUUUCUUAUUCGAUAAUAUAAUCGUGUCUUAUUAGCCACUGAUCCUUACUUUUUAAUGUACCUGAUUACAUGUAAUGAAAUAAGUGGGAAUAGUAUGUUUUAUGAAUUAAAAGGGUUUAGAAUGUCUGCGUUUAUCACGU
This is a messenger RNA of Eutrema salsugineum, 537 nucleotides long. RefSeq lists its product as uncharacterized. Bases 21 to 332 code for a protein of 103 amino acids. The transcript has a single exon. NCBI's taxonomy places the organism in Eukaryota, Viridiplantae, Streptophyta, Magnoliopsida, Brassicales, Brassicaceae. The record is from RefSeq and is a predicted model, not a curated record.